AUGGUGCCCAAGACGAUCGCGGGGAAGAUCUUUGGUUCUAUCUGUUCUCUGAGCGGGGUGCUGGUAAUCGCCCUGCCUGUUCCCGUCAUCGUGUCCAACUUUAGCCGAAUCUAUCACCAGAACCAGAGAGCUGACAAACGGCGUGCGCAGAAGGUACAGAAAGCCAGACUGGCCCGGAUAAGAAUAGCCCAGACGGGCAGCUCCUGCACGGGCUUCCUCCAGAGCAAACGCAACGACCUCCUCAACGAACUGCUGGAGCUCACGGGAUCAGAGGAAGAGGAACAGCAGCUCAACAAGGGCAUGUCGUUAUUAGAGAGCCAACACCACCACCUAUUGCACUGUCUGGAGAAGACCACUGCCCAUGAGUUUGUGGAUGAGCAGCUGUAUGAGCAGAACUGCCUGGAGACCACGAUCCAGAGCUACACCUCCCGCAGCCCCUCCUCCUCCAGCCAGGACGGGCCCAUAGGCACCUGCUGCACCCGCCGGGGGAAGAUGAACUCCCCACUACCCAACUCCAGCCUGCCCCUCCAGCCCAGCCAUCAGCAGGGCUCACUACAGGAGCUCAGCGCCCUGCACAUCCAGUGUGGGGAUAAGCUGCCCCAUACCACCAGUCGCUCCAGUCUCAACAUGAAGACAGACGAUGUGGGCCUGAUCAACUGCAAGGGCAGUCAGAUCACCACGGCGAUCAUCAGCAUCCCCGCGGCCCCCUCCGACACCACUGACGGGGGCGGUCUCCACGGACCCCCCCAGCGCAGACCCCCCCCACCCCCCACCGGCCCACAGGUCCCCAGCAUCAAUACCACAGCCAGCUCCAAUGUCAUCAAAGUAUCCGCUCUGUGACUGUGUGACGAACCCAAUCAACAGACUGACUGAGCAGGAGGAGAGGUGAAGGGGACUUUCACUUGCACUCUGCGUUGAAGGACCCUGUCGCCUGUUUAGAGGAAGAGAAAUGGGAGGGAACUCCUAUUUUCCAAGGAAUGUACUUGGCCUUUUGAGAAGCCAGGGGAUAGGCUACUGUAUACUGAGAGAAAUGUUGAAACGCAAGUCAGCUGAUGGUAGGCUACUGUGUGCCCAUUUCCCAAAAACGGGCCAGUACGUUUGAAUUGCGGGAAUCGACAGGACAAAGGAAGUCACUGUGUCUUUGUGCACUUCGCACCUACUCUUUAUUUUCUUGAUCUGGCUGCAGCUCAACCCUAAAUGUGUAAAAGAUAUUCUUCUUACACUUACAAGGUUCAAAGGAGGAUGAAGACAACGAUCAAUGUUUUAACUCGAGUUUGGUUGGUCUUCUUUGCGUUUUCUGUUUGUCGUAUCUAGUUUCACCUUGAUUGAUACAGUUUUGGAGUUUUUUCACUUCUCCAGUGGACGAGGUGUGUCGGUUAAUAUGAUUGUGGUGAUUUUUGUUUGUUUGUGUAUGUACGUGUGUGAUGAUACUUUUAUGAAAUGUUAAUAUUUUAGUGGGGUUUUUAAACCUGAUUAGAUUUUCAUCAGUCCACAAUGCCCUUAAAGAGCGACUGCCCAUAAAAAGCCAUUUCUCGUUUUGAAAAUGGCCUAUAGUGGGAUCGAUAUGAGUCAGACAUUUAUUCUACUGUCAAAAUCGAAUACAAAAUGUGAAUAGGAUAAUUUGGGUCAUAAAUUUAGUCUCAUCCAGAUUUGUGAGAUGUCAGGAAAAAAAUGUAUGUUCUGGAAUGAAGGGUACCAUAACAGUUUUCCUUGGGUUUGGUAAUGCCCAUGGUCAGUUUGGUUUGACAUUCGAUAUCCCCAUGGGGCUUGUUAAGGACCACAACAUUCUGAAGGUGAAUAGCUCCAAAUUUCAAUCAAUUUAAAAACCUCAAACCAAUUAUACACUGCUAAAAAAAAUAAAGGGAACACUUAAACAACACAAUGUAACUCCAAGUCAAUCACACUUCUGUGAAAUCAAACUGUCCACUUAGGAAGAAACACUGAUUGACAUUACAUUUCACAUGCUGUUGUGCAAAUGGAAUAGACAACAGGUAGAAAUUAUAGGCAACCCCCAAUAAAGGAGUGGUUCUGCAGGUGAUAACCACAGACCACUUCUCAGUUCCUAUGCUUCCUGGCUGAUGUUUUGGUCAUUUUUUAAUGCUGGCGGUGCUUUCACUCUAGUGGUAGCAUGAGAUGGAGUCUAGAACCCACACAAGUGGCUCAGGUAGUGCAGCUCAUCCAGGAUGGCACAUCAAUGCGAGCUGUGGCAAGAAGGUUUGCUGUGUCUGUCAGCGUAGUGUCCAGAGCAUGGAGGCGCUACCAGGAGACAGGCCAGUACAUCAGGAGACGUGGAGGAGGCCGUAGGAGGGCAACAACCCAGCAGCAGGACCGCUACCUCCGCCUUUGUGCAAGGAGGAGCACUGCCAGAGCCUGCAAAAUGACCUCCAGCAGGCCACAAAUGUGCAUGUGUCUGCUCAAACGGUCAGAAACAGACUCCAUGAGGGUGGUAUGAGGGCCCGACGUCCACAGGUGGGGGUUCUGCUUACAGCCCAACAUCGUGCAGGACGUUUGGCAUUUGCCAGAGAACACCAAGAUUGGCAAAUUCGCCACUGGCGCCCUGUGCUCUUCACAGAUGAAAGCAGGUUCACACUGAUCACAUGUGACAGACGUGACAGUCUAGAGACACUGUGGAGAACGUUCUGCUGCCUGCAACAUCCUCCAGCAUGACCGGUUUGGCGGUGGGUCAGUCAUGGUGUGGGGUGGCAUUUCUUUGGGGGGCCGCACAGCCCUCCAUGUGCUCGCCAGAGGUAGCCUGACUGCCAUUAGGUACCGAGAUGAGAUCCUCAGACCCCUUGUGAGACCAUAUGCUGGUGCGGUUGGCCCUGGGUUCCUCCUAAUGCAAGACAAUGCUAGACCUCAUGUGGCUGGAGUGUGUCAGCAGUUCCUGCAAGAGGAAGGCAUUGAUGCUAUGGACUGGCCUGCCCGUACCCCAGACCUGAAUCCAAUUGAGCACAUCUGGGACAUCAUGUCUCGCUCCAUCCACCAACGCCACGUUGCACCACAGACUGUCCAGGAGUUGGCGGAUGCUUUAGACCAGGUCUGGGAGAUCCCUCAGGAGACCAUCCGCCACCUCAUCAGGAGCAUGCCCAGUCGUUGUAGGGAGGUCAUACAGGCACGUGGAGUCCACACACACUACUGAGCCUCAUUUUGACUUGUCUUAAGGAGAUUACAUCAAAGUUGGAUCAGCCUGUAGUGUGGUUUUCCACUUUAAUUUUGAGUGUGACUCCAAAUCCAGACCUCCAUGGGUUGAUAAAUUUGAUUUCCAUUGAUCAUUUUUUUAUGAUUUUGUUGUCAGCACAUUCAACUAUGUAAAGAAAAAAAGUAUUUAAGAAUAUUUCAUUCAUUCUGAUCUAGGAUGUGUUAUUUUAGUCUUCCCUUUAUUUUUUUGAGCAGUGUAAAUUGUAGAAAUUCAUAUACAAAUAUUGAAAGCAUUUAAUGGGAUAACUAAAAUAUGGGCAACAUGCAAAUAUUGUCCCAUUUAUAUUUUGUAUUUAAUUGACGGUUCCUAACUAUCCCCAGAGAUAGGCUAUCCAAAGUCAAACCAACUUUGCCACAGUCAAACACUAGUCUGCUGAAACUAAUUACCAAGAUAAUUUGUCUAACUCUUUCCCCCUGCAAACAAACACUAGCGACACCCACAACCAACCACAACCUGAAACCAACUGACGUUUGAGUUCAGUCAUGGCCGCUAGCAUUUCUUAAUGAACCAAAUCUAAAACAAGGCCAAAGCAGGAAGUGCAGUCGCCCUUUAAAAUCAAAGGAACAUAAAUUACUACUCAGACAAAUAUUUUAUGGGCUAACUAUUUUUUUGCUAGAAUAUUUUAUCAGACACACUACAGUACCAUUGCUGUUACUCGGUCUCUGUCUCUCCCUUGCUCUCUCACUUUCUCCCAUGCUCUCUAUCUCUGUCUUUCUCUCUCUCCCAGAAUGUCCUAAUUUUAAGACUUUAGAAUAGCAGUUUAGUCGUUGUUUUUUCAGCUCAGUGGAAGACAGUAUAAUCACCAUGGUCUCAUGCAAACAUGGAUGUCAUUAGCUAGGUUUCCAUCUAAUUGGCGACAGAGUUUCAUGCGAAUAUUCAAAAAUCUGCAUCAAGAAAAUAUGCGCAUUUCCCCAUCAGUGGUGUGUUUCUACCAAACAGACUUGUUACGGAUAAAAAUCAGGGCGUGAUGACGUAGUGCACACACAAAGUCAUGUACCGAAUAAAAAUCUGACAUUCAAUGGGUUUCCAUCGCAUUUUGCACUCUACCGAUAGUAUUGUAGGCUAGUUUACAUGAUGAGAUUAUUAUGGAUAAGAGCAAGAAUUUUUUGUUGUCAAACAGCAGUCAAGCAUUGAUCAUCAUGUCACCGGAAUAAGACCCUCGAUAUUUGCUGGAAAGGAGAAUCAAGCUCAUCACCUUGUGAAGUUCAUCAUAAAUCGUAGUGGGAGGACCACACAACAUGACUCCAAGUUUACUUCGAUAUGAUGGCUAUUAUAUAUAUAUAUAUAUAUAUAAGCGUUUCCACUGACAUUUCUCGCAUUGUUAACUUUACCGGCACAAAAAGAUCCCACCUUGUCGAGCAUAUUUUGUUAUGUUGACAUUUAGAAAGUUUACCCAAAAAAUGUUAUCCGACGUGUACUUUACUUGCAGAAAAAGGUUGGAUUGAAACCUGGUUCGUGCCCUACUAGGAUGUGACCAGGCCUCCUCUACAUGUUACAUUAACUGUUGUCAAUGCUGUAGGUGCCUGGCGUUUGGAAUAGCUUGUGACAACUGCAGUACAAUUUUAACAGAUAAACAAGUCUUUUGUUUGGUUCUUUACGUGUAAAAUGAUUAUUCCACGCUGUAGGCAUUUGAGGAAUCGGUAUGUUUUUGUAUUGACUUUUGUGCUCUCAUCCAUGUACUAAACAGAGGUUAGGACAUUCAGUUAUACUAGUCCAUGGUGGUGAGCUUAUGUGUAAUUAUUAAAAAGAGCUAGUUAACUUGUUGCUGACCCUGUCACAGGAAAGAUGAGUUAAAAUCAUAUCAAUACUAUACUAACCCUAUAUACACACAGAGCGUACAAAACAUUAGGAACACCUCCCUAAUAUUGAGUUGCACCCCCUUUUGUCCUCAGAACAGACUCAAUUUGUCAGGAUGUGGACUCUACAAGGUGUCGAAAGCAUUCCACAGGGAUGCAGGCCCAUGUUGACUCCAAUGCUUCUCACAGUUGUGUCAAGUUGGCUGGAUGUCCUUUGGGUAGUGGACCAUUCUUGAUACACAGGGUAAACUUAAGUGUGGAAAAACCCAGCAGCGUUGCAGUUCUUGACACAUUUAAACCGGUGUGCCUGGCACUUACCCUAUUCAAAGGCACUUAAAUCUUUUGUCUUGCCCAUUCACCCUCUGAAUGGCAGACAUACACAAUCCAUGUCUCAAUUGUCUCAAGGGUUAAAAAUCAUUCUUUAACCUGUCUCCUCCCCUUCAUCUAUAUUGAUUGAAGUGACUCCAAGUUUACUUCGAUAUGAUGGUGAAUAUAUCAAUGUUUACGCAUAAACCCGUUCCCACCACCUUUUCUCGCAUUAUUAAUUUUACCAACCCAAAAAGAUCCCACCUUGUCUAGCUUUUUUCGUUUUGUCGACAUUCUGAAAGUUUACCAACAAAUGUUCUGCUUCCAUCAGGCCUGACAUGACAUUUUGUUCUUUACUCGCAUAAAAAGGUUGGAUUGAAACUUGGUUAGUGCCCUACUAUGACGUAGAGGAGGCCUGUUCACAUGUUACAUUGACUGGAUUCACCUGGUCAGUCUAUGUCAUGGUGUUCCUAAUGUUUUGUACACUCAGUGUAUUUGGAGGGGGGAGUCUCAACGAUGCUCAUUUUGUGCCCAUGCAGGUUAAGGCCUUGUCAAAUUAACCAUACCCUUUAAUAAAGAAUGCUGCCUGAAUAUAUAUAUAUAUAUAUAUACUGUAAGCUGACCAGGGUUCAUACUCAAGGGUUCACAUUAUAGUCUAUGGCCUGGAGCAUACAGUGCCUUCAGAAAGUAUUUAUACCCCUUGACUUAUUCCACAUGUUGUUGUGUUACAGCCUGAAUUCAAAAUGAUUUCAAAGUAAAUAAAACAUCUCACCCAUCUACACACAGUCCUCCAUAAUCACAAAAUAAUGUAUUGAAAAUGGAAUAGAAAGAAAAUAGAAAACAGAAAUAUCUCAUUUGCAUAUGCAUAUGCAUAUGCAUUCACACCCCUGAGUCAAUACUUUGUAGAUGCACCUUUGGCAGCGAUACAGCUGUGAGUCUUUCUGGUUAAGAGCUUUCCAAACCUGGAUCAUGCAACAUAUCAUUUGAAGGGAAACACUUUGAAGUUUGUGGAAAUGUGAAAUGAAUGUAGGAGAAUAUAACUCAUUAGAACUGGUUAAAGAUAAUACAAAGAAAAAAACAUGCGUUUUUUAAAUUAAUUUUUUUGUUCCUUCAUCUUUGAAAUGCAAAAUAAAGGUCACAAUGUAUUAUUCCAGUUUAGGCGCAAUUUAGAUUAUGGCAGCAUUGUAUGUGCAUUGUUUUAGACUGAUCCAAAGAACCAUUGCAAAAUGUUGUAUCAAGUCUGCCCAAAUGUGCCUAAUUGGUUUAUUUAUACAUUUUCAAGUUCAUAACUGUGCACUCUCCUCAAACAAUAGCAUGAUAUUUGUUCACUGUAAUAGCUACUGUAAAUCAGGCAGUUCAGUUAGAUUAACAACAAUUUAAGGUUUCUGCCCAUAUCAAAUAUGUCUAUGUCCUGGAAAAUGUUCUUGUUACUUACAACCUCAAGCUAAUCACAUUAGCACACGUUAGACCCCCCUCGUCCCGUCCCCCCGUCCCGUGGGGGGAUCACAAAUCCCGCUUAAGUCAAAACUGUCACUCCGCCACUCAGGAACAUUCACUGUUUUCUUAGUAAGCAAAUCCAGUGUACAUUUGGCCUUGUGUUUGAGGUUAUUGCCCUGCUUAAAGGGGAAUUCAUCUCCCAGUGUCUGGUGGAAAGCAGACUGAACCAGUUUUUCCUCUGGGAUUUUGCCUGUGUUUCUUUUUUAUCCUGAAAAACUCCACAGUCCUUAACAAUAACAAGCAUACCCAUAACAUGAUGCAGCCACCACUAUGCUUGAAAAUAUGGAGAGUGGUUCUCAGUCAUGUUUUGUAUUGGAUUUGCUCCAAACAUUUUUAAUUUAUUUCACCUUUAUUUAACCAGGUAGGCUAGUUGAGAACAAGUUCUCAUUUGCAACUGCGACCUGGCCAAGAUAAAGCAUAGCAGUGUGAACAGACAACACAGAGUUACACAUGGAGUAAACAAUUAACAAGUCAAUAACACAGUAGAAAAAAAGGGGAGUCUAUAUACAAUGUGUGCAAAAGGCAUGAGGAGGUAGGCGAAUAAUUACAAUAUUGCAGAUUAACACUGGAGUGAUAAAUGAUCAGAUGAUCAUGUACAGGUAGAUAUUGGUGUGCAAAAGAGCAGAAAAGUAAAUAAAUAAAAACUGUGGGGAUG
Molecule: messenger RNA, 7453 nt
Organism: Oncorhynchus keta (chum salmon)
Lineage: Eukaryota; Metazoa; Chordata; Actinopteri; Salmoniformes; Salmonidae
Product: potassium voltage-gated channel subfamily D member 3-like
Exons: 5
Coding region: 1-840 (279 amino acids)
Biological process (GO): potassium ion export across plasma membrane
Cellular component (GO): neuronal cell body; voltage-gated potassium channel complex
Molecular function (GO): A-type (transient outward) potassium channel activity
Source: RefSeq, a predicted model, not a curated record